AUGGAAGUCGAAGCCGCACCACCGCGCCGGCGGCCCUCCCACCAUGAAGCCACCGCCACGCAAGACACCGCCGUGCUCGAGCAGCUCGGGCACAAGCAGGAGCUGAAGCGCAACUUCUCCAUGCUCUCCAUGCUGGGCCUCGCCUUCGCCAUCCUCAACACGUGGACCGCGCUGGCCGCCUCCAUCACGCUCGCGCUGCCCUCGGGCGGCUCGAGCGCCGUCGUCUGGGGCCUGCUCGUCGCCGGCGUGCUCAACCUGUGCCUGGCCGCGUCCCUCGGCGAGUUCCUCUCGGCAUACCCGACCGCCGGCGGGCAGUACCACUGGGUGGCCAUCGUCGCGUGGCGCCGCUGGGCGCGCGGCCUGAGCUACGCGACCGGCUGGGUCAACGUCUCGGGCUGGAUCGCGCUGACGGCGACGACGGGCCUGCUGGGCAGCACCUUUGUGGUCAACAUCAUCUCGCUGCUGCACCCGGCGUACGAGCCGAAGCCCUGGCACCAGUUUUUGAUCUACAUCGGGUUCACGCUGGCGGCGCUGGUGAUCAACGCCUUCCUGACGCGCAUCCUGCCGAUGGUGACGCAGGCCGGCUUCCUGUGGUCGCUGGCGGGCUUCGUGGUCAUCAGCAUCACCAUCCUGGCCUGCUCGGCGGGCGACUACCAGAGCGGCGAGUUCGUCUUUGCCCAGUUCACGAACGAGGUCGGCUGGCCCGACGGUGUAGCUUGGAUGCUUGGGCUGUUGCAGGGUGCCUUUGCGCUGACUGGAUUCGACGCUACCGCCCACAUGAUUGAGGAGAUCCCAGACCCUCAGCGCCAGGGCCCCAAGAUCAUGCUCUACUGCAUCGGUAUCGGCAUGUUCACCGGAUUCAUCUUCCUCACCUGCCUGCUCCUCGUCACCAAGGAUAUUGACGCCGUCAUCAAGGCGCCCUGGGGUCCCCUGCUGCAAGUCUUCAUGGAUGCCACCAGCAACAAGGCGGGCAGCGUGUGCCUGCUCCUCUUUCCCAUCGUCUGCAUGCUCUUCACGGCCAUCACCAUCAUGUGUACGAGCAGCCGCAUGAGCUACGCCUUUGCCCGCGACCGCGGCAUGCCCUUCUCCAGCGUCUUCGCCAAGGUGCACCCCACGCUCGACGUGCCGCUGAACGCGCUCAUCUGGACCGCGGCGUGGGUGAUCAUCUUCGGGUGCAUCUUUUUGGGGUCCAGCAGUACUUUUAAUGCCAUCACCUCAGCUUCCGUCGUGGCCCUGGGUGUCACCUAUGCCAUCCCCCCGGCCAUCAAUGUUCUUCGAGGACGUCGCAUGCUGCCCGAGAACCGCCCGUUCAAGAUUCCUGAACCUUUUGGCUGGAUACUGAACAUUAUUGGCAUUCUCUGGUCUAUUCUCACGACCGUCCUCUUUGUUUUCCCCCCCGAGCUUCCCGUUACCGGCAGCAACAUGAACUACGCCAUUGCCGCGUUUGGCGUCAUCCUCCUGAUCGCUGGAGGAACGUGGAUCUUUGACGGUCGCAAGAACUAUCACGGGCCCCAGGUCAACGUCGAAAGCUUGAUGCAGGGUACGGUGGAGGGAAUGGAUCCCAACCUGACAGAGGAAAAGACGGAUCCCAGUCCAAGCCAGGGAAAGGAGGAGUGGGUGUCAUAA
This is a messenger RNA of Cordyceps fumosorosea ARSEF 2679, 1626 nucleotides long. RefSeq names its product GABA permease GabA. Gene Ontology annotation, cellular component: membrane. The transcript is spliced from 3 exons. Gene Ontology annotation, molecular function: transmembrane transporter activity. Gene Ontology annotation, biological process: transmembrane transport. The record is from RefSeq and is a predicted model, not a curated record. Bases 1 to 1626 code for a protein of 541 amino acids. NCBI's taxonomy places the organism in Eukaryota, Fungi, Ascomycota, Sordariomycetes, Hypocreales, Cordycipitaceae.